CUUGUCUUAGAGGCUCACGGAGCAUUGAGGCGACCUGAGCGCGGCGCGCGGGUGGAACAGGACGAGCUUCGCUUAAUUAACGGAGCACGAGCCCUGCAGGAAUGCCAGCGAGGCGCUGCUUGGAGAAGGGGUGCUGAGCCAGCAUGCUAUGAGAUGAACAUAUGAAUAGAAGUACAAAUGGCUGAUCUUAAAGUCCUCUUUUGUGGUCAAGACGUUGUCCAGACCGAUCACCUUGACUGGUCCCUAAAAUACCAGCAAAAUCAUCACUCAGUGUGUGCAGAUGAAAGGGUCCUUUCCAAUGAAGAGUGCUGCCAGGCAUAUCUAGAGGAGAAUGUUAAUGAGGCGAACAGGCUUUCAGAACCAUGGACAGCGACUCUGCCAAUUGGACGACUCUGCAAACUCAAUGAAUGGGGAUUUGAUGAAGAAAUUGAGGUAUGUUACGAUGAGCAGUUUGAAACAGCUUUUCCUGGUGUGGCUGACUUUACUGACCAUAAAGACAGUCAGUUGUUAGCAGAUGAGACCAACUAUGACAACUUCAGUUGGAAUUCUUCCAAAGAUCUCCAAGAAGGCGACCCAGAAUGCUCCCUGCUGUCAGUUGACGAGUUCAUGGUGGAUUCAUCAGAAAAGUCAGUGGAUUAUGGAUUCAUAGGUGCUGUUACCUUUUUAGUUACUGGGAUUUCCUUGGUUGUCAUCUCCUACACGGUCCCACGUGACGUCAAGGUGAAUCCCGAUACGGUUUCUGCCCGGGAGAUGGAGCGGUUGGAGAGAGAGAACGCCCGGGUGGGUGCUCACCUGGACAGGUGUGUGAUUGCAGGACUGUGCCUCCUCACACUCGGUGGUGUGGUACUGUCAACCCUGUUGAUGAUCUCCAUGUAUAAAGGGGAGAUGAUCAGGAGACAAGCAUUUGCUUACUCCAAGCACCAAGCCAGACUCUAUGGCUCUAUGAAUUUUAGAUGUGGUGCGAACCCGACCGGAGCUCCUUCGCUUUUGUCCCUUGAUGAAGAUGAAGGUCCUGUUGAAAUCUUAAGCUGAAGCUGAGAUCAGCAUCUCCAUAUGAAAACAUGAUCAAAACAGCUUUGUUAUACUGUGAUCUAGGAUGACACACUGUAAAACACAGUUUAUAAUACUUAAAAAAACAAUAUUGUUAAUUUAAUAACGUCUAAAUUUACCUUUAAACUACUAUAUUACUGCUAAAUGUGAGUCUAAUAAACUUGACUGCAAUGGGACAAAGCAACAAAAUCCAGUCAGGAUAAAAUUCUACCCCUUUUGCUUCGCAUUUAAUGGACAAAAUGCAACAUACCAACAUGGACUUGAGUCCUGUUUAUGUUAAAGAAUAUAUUUGUGUGAGUCUGUGCAUUUUUCCAAAACAUAUGUUCAUGUAAAUAUACAGCAUG
Molecule: messenger RNA, 1394 nt
Organism: Carassius gibelio (silver crucian carp)
Lineage: Eukaryota; Metazoa; Chordata; Actinopteri; Cypriniformes; Cyprinidae
Product: transmembrane protein 74-like
Exons: 2
Coding region: 178-1032 (284 amino acids)
Source: RefSeq, a predicted model, not a curated record